UACGAAUACACAUUUAUGAUAAAGGUUUAUUAAAUCAUUCGACAAUAAUGUCAGCGCUUUGAAUUGUCGUAAAGACCAAUCAGCAGCGCAGCCGUCAAAAAGUUAAUUAAGAUUCUACUCGCAAUCACCCGCGCACACCCACAAAUACAAUAAUCAGAAGCAUGGGCCAAAAAGUCUCGCGCACCGAUUUUGAGUGGGUUUAUACCGAAGAGCCGCACGCGUCGCGCCGGAAAAUCAUACUCGAGAAAUAUCCGCAAAUUAAGAAACUGUUCGGCUAUGAUCCGAACUUCAAAUGGGUAGCCGGCACCAUGGUGCUCAUCCAAAUACUGAUGUGUGUCCUUGUGAAGCAUCUUUCAUGGACAUACCUAUUGGUGGCCGCCUACUGCUUCGGCGGCGUGAUUAAUCACUCGCUUAUGUUGGCCGUGCACGAGAUCUCUCACAAUUUGGCCUUUGGACACAGCAGGCCCAUGCACAAUCGCAUCCUGGGUUUCAUCUGCAAUUUGCCGAUUGGAUUGCCCAUGUCCAUAUCCUUUCGCAAAUACCACCUGGAACAUCAUCGUUACCAGGGCGACGAGGUGAUCGACACGGACAUACCGACGCUUUUGGAGGCGCGUCUAUUCGAUACAACUUUCGGGAAAUUCAUUUGGGUGUGUUUGCAGCCAUUUUUCUACAUCUUUCGGCCGUUGGUCAUCAAUCCGAAGCCGCCGACACGCCUGGAGAUCAUAAAUACCAUCAUACAGCUGGCUUUCAAUGCUGCGAUUGUCUACUUUACCAGCUGGAAAUCGAUGGCGUAUCUGGUGCUGGGAUCGAUUCUGGCCAUGGGUCUGCAUCCGGUUGCCGGGCACUUCAUCUCGGAGCACUACAUGUUCGCCAAAGGCUUCGAAACAUACUCCUACUACGGACCACUCAACUGGAUCACCUUCAAUGUGGGCUAUCACAAUGAACACCACGAUUUCCCAGCCGUGCCCGGCUCCCGAUUGCCCGAGGUGAAGCGCAUCGCGCCGGAAUUCUACGACACAAUGCCGCAGCAUACGAGCUGGACACGGGUGCUCUAUGAUUUCAUAAUGGAUCCGGCGGUGGGGCCGUAUGCGCGUGUUAAGAGGCGCCAGCGCGGAUUGGCCUCCUAAAUUAUUUGCUACCAACUAUUGUUUACUGGUUUCUUGGCAUUAUGUAAUCUCAACGUUUAGGCAUAACCAUUCAGUUGUCUACUAUUAUAUGUGUUUUCAAAUUCAUUACCGUAUUACCACGAGUAUAAUUUAAAUCGGGCCAGUCAAUCAGUUACAACAACAACAACAUCCAACUUCAACCAAACUUCAAACCAAAACACACGCAAUUGAAGCUCACUGUUAAUGCCUAAUCUGUAGCUCGCUGUCGCGCGAUUAGAUAAAGCAGUCCGCACAGUGCUCGCAUCGCACGGCUGAUUAACUAUAAACAACAUAUUCUAUAUCCUUUAUAUAUAUACACGUAUUAUUAGCUAGCUAAUGCAUCUGACCAGCAUGUAUUUGAUAUUGCCGCUAGAAAAGUGAGAGUUUGUUUUGAAACACUAUUACGAUUGCUAUUAUUAUUACCUCAUGGAUUGAAAGGCGUGUUUAAAACUAGUGUCCUAGUACUAAGCUGUUUAGUAUUUUCUAAAUAUGUAUGUGUCUAACCUAAUUUAUAUGAAACGAGCAUAAAUUGUAAAUUCGUACAUCGUCGUGUUUUCAGCGCACCCGUCUCAUGCAGCUGGUCGAACUAAAUAUUAUUUUUCUACAAGAGUCCGGUAAAUUGCAAUCUUACCAGCAACCCACUGCACUGAGACGUCUGCGUUAAAAAAAAGCACAACAAAUUGGAAAACUGUUACGUAUUGUACUGCAAUAAACACACAAAAUGAAAAAACAAUGAAA
Messenger RNA from Scaptodrosophila lebanonensis, 1883 nucleotides. RefSeq names its product sphingolipid delta(4)-desaturase DES1 (gene ifc). Gene Ontology annotation, molecular function: sphingolipid delta-4 desaturase activity. Gene Ontology annotation, cellular component: membrane. The record is from RefSeq and is a predicted model, not a curated record. The coding region runs from base 162 to 1127 and encodes 321 amino acids. NCBI's taxonomy places the organism in Eukaryota, Metazoa, Arthropoda, Insecta, Diptera, Drosophilidae. The transcript has 2 exons. Gene Ontology annotation, biological process: ceramide biosynthetic process.